Psylliodes chrysocephalus is the source of this 527-nucleotide messenger RNA. The record is from the annotation of a GenBank genome assembly. NCBI's taxonomy places the organism in Eukaryota, Metazoa, Arthropoda, Insecta, Coleoptera, Chrysomelidae.
CCAAAAACGAGUCGUUGUCUCGAAAGAAUUCCCUAACCCAAUCGAAAUUCGAAAUGUUUAGACGCGAAAAAAGCUGCGAUAAAGACAAGAAAAGUGAUAAACAGCCUCUCGUUAAGCAAAAAUCGAUCGGACUAGACAGUGCUAAGACUGACAUUUUCAAAGCUCUUAGUUUUAAAGAAAAAUCUAAACAAACUGGUAGUUUAUUAGUGUCGAAAUCUGCGGACCAAAAAGUUGUUCGAAAGAGUGACAAAAAAGAUAGUGAUAAAAAUAUUAAAUCUAGUACUAGUUUUUGUCGAAGCAAGAUCAGCGGUUCAAGGAGUAACAAAGAUGGUUUGAAGCAAGACGACUUCCUGAAAGCGACUAUGAGGAUUUUUCUAGUCGUUUCUCCACCAGUGGGAAGAAUGCAGGAGCCUAUAAUUCUCCGAAGUGGAUUGCAAAUGAUAAGUUUAGCAUUACCGGAAAGGCCGGAAAUCGAAAACGUUUCCUGUAAAGUGAUAUAUUCCACGACCUAUGAACUCAGCAUGUGA